This is a messenger RNA of Empidonax traillii (willow flycatcher), 3577 nucleotides long. It is a transcript of the gene INTU, whose product is annotated as inturned planar cell polarity protein. Gene Ontology annotation, biological process: cilium assembly; establishment of planar polarity; nervous system development. The transcript has 16 exons. The coding region runs from base 67 to 2826 and encodes 919 amino acids. Gene Ontology annotation, molecular function: protein binding. NCBI's taxonomy places the organism in Eukaryota, Metazoa, Chordata, Aves, Passeriformes, Tyrannidae. Gene Ontology annotation, cellular component: cytoplasm; cilium. The record is from RefSeq and is a predicted model, not a curated record.
CCGGUGCCGCGGGGCGGGCGAUGCGAGGGCCCCUCGCCCUCCCGCCUGCCCGCCCGCCCACCCGCGAUGUUCGGGGCGGGCAGGUACAGCAUCCCGCGGCCCGUCACCAGGAACCUCGAGGACCUGGACUCGGUGCAGAGCGUCCUGCUGCACAGUGAUCUUGAGCCUGAAUGGUUGGACGGUGUGCAGAAAAACGGGGAAUUAUUUUAUUUAGAAUUGAGUGAAAGUGAAGAAGAAACUCUGCUCCAGAACAGCUGUCCAGAAAUGCCAGCAGUGAAUCACGUCCGGUUUCGUGAAAAUGAAGCUGAAAUUAUUCAGGAGGGAUCACGAAAGGAAAGAAAGUAUGAGCUGAAGAAGUGGACCAAAAUAUUAAAAAAGAAAAAUCUUUUACCCAAGCAUUCUGGUAAGAAAGGCAGUGGAAGCUGCAACGUGCACUCCACUGGUCCUACUUCCAUAUUGAAACACCAAUCCACGCAGAAAACGGGCGUCACCGUUCAGCAAAAGUACAAAGACGUGCAUGUUUAUGUGAAUCCCAGAAAACUGUGCAGUGCUGGAGAAGAGGAGCAGCAGAGGCUGCUGGAGGCCUUAGUGGGAAUUGUCCAUCAGUCCUCAUGGAGCAGCAAAAGAGUGGAGAAACAAGGCAGGAAGGAUAAAGUCACCAGAGGAGUUGGUGAAGAGAAGCUCGUGGUUCAUGGCUUGGUGCCAGGCAGUUCUGCAGCGAAAACAGGUCAAAUCUUGAUUGGAGAUGCUUUAGUUGCUGUAAAUGAUGUCGAUGUGAAUUCUGAAAAUAUAGAAAGGGUUUUGUCUUGCAUUCCAGGUCCUAUGCAGGUUAAACUUACAUUUGAAACCUCAGUGUUUGAGCCUGAAGGAACUUCUCAGCAAAUGAACAAACAGGCACAGUCGAGUAUGAACAAUCUGGUUCGGCUCCUGUGGGGAGAAGAGAGAACAGACCUUCAGCAGGCAGUUCAGGACGUGCCUCAUAUUGUCAUGUUCCUCACACUGAAACUGGACUCUGAAACAUCCAAGGAUGAGCAAGAAAUUCUUUAUCAGUACCCCAUAUCUGAAGCAUCCCAAAAACUGAAAAGUGUGAGAGGAAUAUUUCUCACACUGUCUGACAUACUGGAAAAUGUUACUGGUACCGAGAUUAUCAGUUCCUCCCUUUUCUUAUGUGAAAAACUGGUUCAAGUUGUUUACUGGAAAGAAUCUGACAAGUUGCUCAUAAUUGGCCUUCCUGAAGAGAAUGUGCCACUUUCUCAGCUGAGGAACAUGAUUGAAGAUGUUGUCAGGACCUUGACAUUUAUGUACGGUUCUUUGGACAGUGCUUUUUGCCAGGUGGAAAAUGUUUCUCGCCUCGAUCAUUUUUUCAACCUGUUCUUCCAGCGUGCGCUCCAGCCCGGGAGGCUCAAGCCCAGUGGCAGCCCCAGCGCUCGGCACUACGAGAGCUGCAGUGCCUUGUUCCUGGACAGUCUGCCAGGCCUGCGCUGGCUGACACUGCCUCAGGACAUCAAGGUGGAAAUUGACACAGCACUGAGUGAUCUGGAAGCAGCUGACUUCGCAGAGCUGUCUGAAGAUUAUUAUGACAUGAGAAGAUUAUAUAUGAUUUUGGGCUCUUGUCUCUUCUACAAGGGUUACUUGGUUGGUAAUCACUUGCCAAAGGAAGAUCUGGUUGAUGUAGGUUCGUACUGUCGGCACUAUUGUCUGUUACCCUUGGCAGCAGAACAGAGGAUCGCUCAGUUAGUGAUUUGGCGGGAGGUGUUUCCACAGCAUCACAUCCAGCCGUGUGAAGGGUCAACUUUUACAGGAUACAGGGAACCCGAAGCAAGAUACUUCUUACUGAUAGUUGGCUUGAGACACUUCAUGCUGUGUGUCCUGCUAGAGGCAGGGGGCUGUGCUUCCAAAGCUAUUGGGAAUCCAGGACCAGACUGUAUCUACGUAGAUCAGGUCAAAGCAACCAUACUCCAACUGGAAGGAAUAGAUGCCAGCAUAGAGGAAAGGCUGGAUUCUCCCUCCGUUCCACCUUUGGCUUGUGCUGACUCGUUCCUUCCUGCCACACAUGACAAACUGGAGAGCUUGACCACCUCGCCUCUCCUCAGCAAGAUACAAAACACUUGCAAACCAGCGACCACUCCAGCGAGCAGAAAGUCUCUGUUUGGGGACUCCUCCCUAACAACAGGGAAGCUGAGCCCGACCAGAAACAGUGGAGGACCCCAACAGGGUGGCGAAGGUCCUGCAGAAGAUGAAAGCACUAAUCCUCAACCUGUAGCGGAUCAGGCCACUAGAAAAAAACACACCCUGCCAAUUCCAUGCCAUUUAGGAAACCUAAAAAAGAACCUUUCAGAGAAAGAUACAGAACUUCUUAAUGCUCUCAAGUUGACAUCUGGUCCUGAGAAUACUCUCUUCCACUAUCUCUCUUUGGAAACGAUGCAAGGAAUCUUUAUUACUCCAACUCACAGAGAAGUAGCCCAGCUCGGUGGCUCCAUCCACCCCCAGUUAAUCCAGAAUUUCUAUCGGUGCUGCCUUUCGAUUCGUUCCAUUUUUCAGCAAUCCCUAAGGAAAGAGAAAAAGAAAAAGGCAGGCAGUGGAAUUUCAGAAUUUAGUAAGGCAGCUGAUGACUCAGGUGUGGUGAGAGAACACGGUGUUUUGUUUGAGUGCUCUCCUGAGAACUGGGCUGACCAGAAGAAACCACCGCCAACAAUGAAUUACUGGGUUGUGGGGAGACUCAUUCUACAUCCAAAACCUCAGGAGUGUUAUGUCUGUUUUCAUGACUCAGUCACAGAAGCUGCUGUUGAACUGGCCUUUAAACUGUCUUUUGGCUUAGCUACGUAGAUGAGCUUCCUGGACACUCAGCCACCCUUCGUGGUGGUGUUAUUUCUUUAAAGUAUUCCAUAUAAAGGGAAUUGGACUCAAUUUGGGUGCCCACCCAUGGUAUAUCUUCGAAAUGCUUUAGAAAAACAGAAAUAUCUUGUGGUGUGACAUAGGUAAAACUUCUGUGGUGAUUCCAAUGAUCUUAUCAGUUGAAUACUUAAAAAUAUUUCAGAGAACCAAAGUUCCUAUUUUUAUAUACUGUCAAUUUUUUUAUCCUGGUCAUAACUUUAUCACCUGAAAACCUCACAUAAUUUGUACAGUCAUUGCUGUCAGGGCACAGUAUGCAAUAUGAAAUGAUAAGCUGAUCCUCCAGGUACUCUGAACAUCUGGCAACUGGUGAUGAAGGAAAAAAAAAAAAUUUUCCAAUCAGUUAAAAUUUUGCUUCUCUAAGGGCCUCGAAAAUACUGAAUGUUUUCAGUUGAUCAACACAGAAAGAAAUCUUUUGGACAAAUGGCACUUGGCCUCACAAAACUAAUGGCUGAUCAUUUUUGCCAUUAUGCUCUCCUGCACACUCAAGGACUGCAGUGUGGUUGAUGUUUUACUUGACUUCAUGAGUUUUAACUAUAAAUAAUACUCACAUUUGUUAAAAUGCAAUUUUGAAGACACGAAGAAAGAUGGGGGGCGGGGGAGAUGGUUUUCAGACUUCUGCAUGGACUUGGCUUAUUUUCUAUUCCUAAUUUCUUAAUAAAAAUGUAUAUUUGUUAAAAACAAA